AUGGAUCCAAGCCAUCUUCUGGAUGAGGUGGCUGACGCUGACAGCGUGGCAAGCGAUGUUAAACCAACAAAUCCUACAUCAGUCCCAUUAGGAGAAGGAUCUAUGGAAGCUCUUCAUGAUGUCCCUGCUUCUGCUGACAAUGGUGCACCUGCUAAUGUUGUAGAGGACGUGACGAUGGAAGGAAACUCAUCUGAGGCUCAUGUAGUUGAGGACCAUUCAAACGUAGAAAGUCUACUCAGUGAAGUGGUUGCUCUACGACACGCAAAGUCCAACAUCGAGGAGGAGCUGCUUGACGUCAAAGAAAAGUGCAGAGAGUUGUCGUCCAGAAAUAGUGAACUCCAGUCACAAAUCGCUAGCAGUACCGAGGACGCCAAUGAGAGAUCCCGUUUAUAUAGGCAGCUUGAAACUUCCCGUAAUGAACUUGCAAUGAAAAAGAUGGCACUUGACUGUGAUCUAGAGAGAUUGAAGCACGAAAAAGAAGAACGAGAUGCUGCCAUCCGUACUCUUACAAAGGAGAAACACCUUAUAGCAACUGAAAACUUCGCCCUGAAAGAUGAGCUUCAAAAAGCAUUGAAUGAGAAAGCAGCUUUGAUGCAGGAAAAGAACAAUUCAGAUCAAGAAAUGCGUACAAUUCUGGCAGAGCGAGAACGUGCGCGUGCAGAAAGCGAGAUGUACACGAACUCUCGCAAGUGGUUUCUACAGGAAAUAGCACAGAAAGAUAGUAAAUGUGCUGAACUUAGGAUAGAGCUGAGCUCAAAAGAACUAUCAUGGCAACGGGAAAAGCUGGCUCUCAAAGAUGAGAUCGUCCGACUUCAACUUGCAGCUGAGGAACACGAAGGCCAACUCCAACUAAGAAAAAAACACGCGGACGAGGCUCUGGAGAGAAUGACUCAGCUUUCUAAUGAACACAACAUAGCAGUAGCUGAUUUGGAAGCGGAAUUGCGUAAAGAACGAGAGCUUUGCAGUAUUUACAAGGAGUCGUUGGAAAAAGCUGAACAAGUUGCUGCUGAAUUGAAUGAAGAGUGGCAGGCUAGAGAGCGUGUUCUCGAACAGACUAAAGAAAUAUUGGCUGCAGUCCAAGAAGAAAUGAUAGAAGAAAAGAGGUCAAGCAGCGCUGAGUUAGCUAAGAAGGAAGAACAGAUCAAUGAGCUCAGAGAGGAACUUCUGAAAGCGAAUGAACUCCUCAAAUCAAAACAUGCCGUACAUCUGAAUGUUAGUGAAGAUGAACUAGCUGUACUUUCUCCAGCAGCGCUUGAAACAGCCCGGCUUCUACGUGGAGGGCAGUCACUGACUAGCAUAGUGCGGGAGCACGCUAGGCUGACGGGUGAACUGGCGGAAUCUCGUGAGCGCAACAGGCAACUAGAGAUGAGUUUGCGCGAAAUGGUGGAGGAAAUCGAAAAUCGUGCGCCUCAACUAUUCCAUCAGAAGGAUUUGUUGGAUAGGACAUUUGAUCACAAUAAUCGUUUGCAGGAACAACUAAAGGAAGCUGAUGAAGCUCGUCGUCGUCUCGAAAGUGCUCGAGAUUCGACCAGUCGUGAAUUGGCUUUUACCCGUGCGGAACUGGAAAAGUACCAGAGGGACUACGCCAAUGCGUCCAAACAGGUACAACACUUGCUCUUUGUAUUGGAACGAGAACGUAGAGGUGGCGAGAGCGAUGUUUAUGAUAACGAUGAAGAAAAUGCUCGUUUAUUCGACAACAUAGCUCAGUUACAGAAGAUCAAUCGUCGAUUGGAAUCAGAACUGGAAGUGGCUAAAAGUUCUGCUGAGCAGUUUGUGCUUACCUCAAAGAAUGCCGAAAUUGAGGGACUGAAACGCGAGUUAGAAGCCUCACACAAAACAGAAACUAGUUUGAAGGGAGAACUGGAGCAGAUGCAUACCACAUUUGAACUGCUCCAAUCGCAAGCUGAACAGUUGAAAAAGCUCGCUGAGGACAAUGUCAGCGUCGUAGAGGCUAGGGCAGCAAAAAUUAAAGCAGAAGAAGCUGUCGCCAAGGCGCAAGCCAGCGAAGUGAAAGUAGCUCGUCUCGAAGAGUAUAUCGCUAAAUUGAAGGAGGACAGAGAAGUAAAUGAAAGGACCCACUUUGAUCGUCUUGCUAGAAGUGAGCAGAUGGUCUUAGAAGUGAAAAUGACGAAUGCUCGUCUCGAGGCCUCGUUCGAGAUGCAAAAACAGACAACUUCAGUUGUUGAAAAGGAGUUAGAGCUUGCCCGAAAAGAAGGCGAUCAAAUCCGAGAGGAAAAUGAUCGUCUUCGAGCAAGUGAAACCCAAAUGGCUGGCAAAGUAGAACAAUUGCAUCGAGAACUGAUGGCAUUGCAACAACAAGCGAGUAACUACAAGAUCGAACUUCGCGCAGUGACAGAGGAACUGCAGCAUGCGCGGUUGACGGUAAAUCGAUUGGAGUCGGAAGCUGAGGCUCACAAAAGAACGUCAUUCAGCGAACAACAAAUGAUGUUGUCCUUGAAUGAGAUGACCGCCCGUCUUUCUCGCAUCGAAUCUGAAAAAAUGGCUCAUCAAGCAUCUCAACUCGAUGUGAUUCGUCUCGAACGCGACAGCCUCAAAACAUCUAAUGCGCGUCUUACGGAUCAACUUUCAAACUCUAGAAAUGACGCGAAGCAGGUUCAGACACGAUAUGAGGAAGAACUUUCCCUUCUGCGGCAACAACUUGGAGAAAAGGAACAAGAAUUGGCGUUGAGCGAGAGGCAACUUGUUGAUCUGCGAGCGCGUUUGAGCAAUAUACAAGCUCAAUAUACUGCUCAAGAAAGUACAAUAGGAAUGACGCCUGAACGUCUGCAGAAAGAAUGCCAGCAGUUGAAAAAUCGUUCGCAGUACCUUGAAUGCCAGCUGGAUGAGCUGAAAUCGAAACUGGCUGAGGCAGAAAGCACUGCAAUAAAGAAGAGUAACGAGAACGAUAGAAUGGAAUCUCACAGUAAAGUAAUGGAAACUAAUUUGAAACAGAUGGCUGAGUUAGGUUCGAUGGAGAGAGAACGGCUCGAAGCUAGAGCGGCUAGCGCUGAAGCCCGUUCUGAGGAACUCACAAGCAGAGUAGCUGAGCUCUCAAAUAGAAUUGUUCAAUUGGAAAAUGAAAUGUCUGAUUUGAAAAUGGACCAAUUACAGCAAUCGUCCCAGCUCCAGCUGAAGGUGGAUAUUCUGGAGGCCCAAAUUAAAGAUGCUGACAAGUCUGUUUCUGAACUGAAUGAGUCACUAAAUGCUGCUCGCAUCGAGAUAGAGAGACGAGUAUCUGAACGCAAUGAGCUAAUGGAUCAGUUGAAUGAACUCAAAGUCAGCCUUGCUGAUCGAGAUGAAGAAAUCAUGAAGAAGAACUCGAGGCUAGAAUCCAAAGAACUUGAGCUCUUCAAUGCAAAUGAGAGAGUCCGAGUGGCAGAGGAGAAUCUUCGUGCCACUGAAAGUACAUUGGCAGUACGCCUAGAAGAGAUGUCAGUUGCAGAAGUGAAAUAUAAUGAAGGGAUCAAGGAAUAUGAACAAAAGUUGGAGCAGUUGUUGGAGAAAUAUGAAAAUGUAGUUGCUCGGGUCACCGAAGCAAGUUCAUCGGCGGAAAUGAAGGAUGUCAACGAACUGUCUCUGAGUGCUGAAACAUCGGUUGUCGAGUCACUAAACAGUGUGGUGGCUUUCCUACGCGAGGAGAAGCAAAAGGCAAUUUCGAGGUGUAUGAGUGCAGAAGUUGAGGUGAAGCGAUUGAGAGCAGAGGUCUCAGAAAUUCGUUCUAAUCGUGACGAGUUGGCUGCAACUGUUCAACGUCUCCAGUCCGAAGCAAUAGCAACAGCUAAUGCUCUUGCGGAGAAAGCUCAAUUGGCGGAAAGGCUGGAAGCGAUGGCUUCGGUUCAACGACAGAAUACUGUGUUCAGGAAUGAGAACGAGAAGCUACACAAAGUUUCUUCUGAGCUGGCGAAACAGAAGAGGGAGUUGGAGACGAAGCUAGAAGCGGUGAACGCUUCCUGCAAUGAAGCCUCCUCGAAAGUCACGAUGUUGUCAUCUGAGUUAGCUGCAAAGAAGAAAGAAGCUGAUCUAUUGCGCCAGCGUGCCGCUGAAGCUGCUCUCAGAGGGGAUCAAGAAAUAAAAGCCGAGUUGGAACAAUGUCGUUCAAAACUCACACGGAUGGAAGCAGAACUCAAUAAGGCUAAUUCACAAGCUGUAGAAGCAGAGAAGUUUAAGAUGGCUGCAGAAGCUCGCGUAAAAGAGUGGAUGGCUAAGCACAGUGACACCUGUACUAAGUUUGAAGCUACAAGAAAACUUGCUCGCCGCUAUCGUGAUGAGAAUACCGAAGACAAGCAGAAAAUUGCCAAUUUGGAAGCCGAACUAUCGCGCUUGAAGUCUGCCGCUUCAUCGUCGUCAUCGGCUGAGACAAGUACCUCUACGGAUGUAACAGCAUUGAAAGAUCGUCUCGCUGUCUUAGAGCAAGAAAAUGCGAAGUUGAGUAAUGAUUUGACGACAAAAAUAGGAGAAUUCGAAGAGGUGAAAUUCCGCCUCAGUGCGAUGGGUCCAUCCUUCGAGAAGGCGCAAGCUCGGGUAGCUCAACUGAAUGCUGAGAAAAAUGACCUGUUGGCUCGCAUUACGUAUCUGGAAGGUCAAAUCGCUGCAAUGUCGUCUGGAAAUCAAAUGCGUCCGGCAGUUUCUUUGUCUGCGUCUUCGGUGAUGUCAACUGGUUCACUGCCUGAUAGUAAUGCCUCUAGCGCAAGUGCUCCAGUGUCAGCUUCAACUCCAAAGCGGUUGGCUUUCGAUUCACCAAUUCGCUAUCAAAACCCACCUACUGUAACCACGUCGGCUGACACAAUUUCUGGAACCGCAGCCCAUGCGGGUGUUACUCAGUCUGCAUCCGCAAGCUCAGCUCCUACUGUAUCCUUGGCAUCUCAAGUUCCAAAGUUGUUCAAAUCGAGUGCGAGUGUCGAACCGGCAUUCUCUUCGACUCAGUCGUCCUCCUCGGCUGCUACUGGCGAAGAAUCGUCGGAGAGUCGUAGCGAUGACGCACACCAAGAAACUGCACCUACAGUUCAGGUAGUUCCAUCAUCUCCUGUCACAUAUUCACUUGCAACCUCGUCUGCUGCUCGCAUAAGUCCAGGACAGUCUCUAUUUGGCAAGUCCGCUCCGGUUGCUGCGCAGAAUGUGAGCACUUCAACUGCUAACAGUUCCUCAGAAGGAAACAUGGGAUGCGGCUCAGUUGUAACGGAAGCGGAGCAGAGCAGUCAGGUAAGCGGCAGUGGUGAGGUUCGCAGAGAUGUCAACGACGACGAUGGUACUGGACAUAACGAUUCUGCCGGCGAAUCGCGUGAUAGCGGUAGCGGAAUGCCGGUGUCGUCGUCAGAUGGAAGACGCAAACGUAGUGCCACCAACGAGUCGUCUACCUGCGAAUCAAAGCGUCAUCGUGAUAGUCCUAGCGAGGUGGUCACCAGUAGCGAAGAGCGACGUGAUCUCGACGUGAUCCCUGAGAGUGGAAUGGCAGCGGCUGCGGAUAUGGAAGUGAUGGAUGUUCCGGAUGAUGCCGAGGGGGACGACGACAUCGAAGUUCUCGAAGAAGGACAGGAAGAUUCGGUACAACAUAUUGAACUCUUAUCUGAUGAGGACGUGUCUGAACAGUCGAUGGAGGAUUUUGAUGAAGAUGAAGAUGAUGGGGGAAUGGAGUCGGACGAAGAAAUCGACAAUGGCGAUUCUGUCGAUGUCGUGGUACUAUCUGACGGAGAAGAUGAUGCUGAAGAGAUUGGUGAAGUGGAAAUGGAAGAUGACCAUGGUGAUGAUGAAUUAGACGAUGGUGAUGGACUGGUUGUUGGUCAAGAUGAUGAAGCGCUGGCUGCUGACGACAAUUCACUCGAUGCCCCUGCCCAUUCGGGUGACUUUGUUGACGACGAAGAUCGUGAAGCGGCAUCGGCUGUGGAAGAAGCUGAUGAUGAAGGUAGAACGGACACGGGUAACAGUUCGACCGCUGGAAGCUCUUCGACACUUCGUCAUACCACUGCAUCGUCCUUAGCGACAUCUGGUGCAGGAGGAUCCGCUGCGCCGCAGACGGCUCGCCUACGUAUUCCCAUUGUUUAUGGCGCUGAAGACCAGUGUUCAAGCAGCAACGAAAGUGGAGCAGCCCAAUUUGCUGCACGACGUCGUCGCCCCAUUGGACUGUACCAGCCAGGCAUCCGCCACGUAGGACCUAGUAGCGCACAUCAGGACAUUCCAGCAGAAAGGAUGAGCGCCAGGAUGAGAGGAAGAGCUCGUGCUGCUCUGCGUGGCCGUGGAAAAGGACGCGGUGCCAAACACUGA
Molecule: messenger RNA, 6258 nt
Organism: Haemonchus placei
Lineage: Eukaryota; Metazoa; Nematoda; Chromadorea; Rhabditida; Trichostrongylidae
Source: the annotation of a GenBank genome assembly